Messenger RNA from Dentiscutata erythropus, 648 nucleotides. Lineage: Eukaryota; Fungi; Glomeromycota; Glomeromycetes; Diversisporales; Gigasporaceae. The record is from the annotation of a GenBank genome assembly.
CGCAAUAACAAUGAAUCAUAUGUUUACGAUGAGUCCUCUGAUUUGGAUAAUGGAAAAAAUCACAGAGAGGUCAAUAAUGAAAUUGACAAUAUUGCUAAUGAAGAUAUAUAUCUUUUAUCUCAAGAGACUUCGCAGAAUGUGAUGGAAGGUGUCUACAAAAUAAUCGAAAAAAUAAAAUCUAUUAACUACCGAUUAUUUGAUUACAAAAUCAUCAACCUUUCAGAGCGAAAUAUCACAAAUCCUGUUAAUAAAUUAUCAAGUUCUGAAAAACAUACCCUAAAGGAUAUUUGGAACUCGUUGGAGCCAUCUGAUCAAUCAAAAACAAUCCGUCUUGAAAAAUGGAAAAAAAAUAUAAAUCCCCUUGUACAAAAGUACCAAUCUCAUUUAGAAAGUAAAUCCGUAUUCGAUGUAAUUUCCUUGAGUGAUACUAUUGAGGUCAUUCUUGAAAAACCAUAUACCGGAAAAUUUAUUCAUAAAGAACAUUAUGAUCUUAUAUGGGUGCAGGAUAUUUAUAAACGAUUUCUAUUUCUUUUCGAUGCACCCACCAACUUACUAUUGGAUCCGGAUCAAUGUGAACUUUCUUAUCGAGAAAAUUUUGUAAAUCCCAUUAUUGUUAAAGUUUUUGACGACAUCAUGGAUUUAAUCAAG